AUGGGGAGGAGUGGGGUUGGCAGAGCGCCGCUUGCGCUGCUGCUCUGCUUCAGCUGUGUUGUUGCGAGUGCUUUUGGGAGGGAAGUGGGGGGCGAGAAGGGCAGGGAGAAGGUCUUGUGGCCGACCAAAGGUGGCGGCUUCUUCCCCGGUUUCGGGAGGGGUAUUGGCCUCGGCGGCGGAUAUGGUGGGGGUGGACUCGGUGGUGGGAGUGGGCUUGGUGGCGGAGGGGGCUUGGGCGGUGGUGGACUUGGUGGUGGUAAUGGCCUUGGAGGUGGCAGCGGUCUUGGUGGUGGUGGUGGCCUUGGUGGUGGCGGCGGUCUUGGUGGUGGUGGUGGCCUUGGAGGUGGCGGAGGUCUCGGUGGUGACCAUGGUGGUGGUCUUGGGGGUGGUGGCGGUCUCGGUGGUGGCCAUGGUGGUGGCCUUGGGGGUGGUGGCGGUCUCGGUGGUGGCCAUGGUGGUGGGCUUGGAGGUGGCGGUGGUCUUGGUGGUGGUGGUGGCCAUGGUGGUGGACUUGGAGGUGGCGGCGGUCUUGGUGGUGGUGGUGGCCAUGGUGGUGGACUUGGGGGUGCUGGCGGUCUCGGUGGUGGCCAUGGUGGUGGACUUGGAGGUGCUGGCGGUCUCGGUGGUGGCCAUGGUGGUGGACUUGGAGGUGGCGGCGGUCUUGGUGGUGGUGGUGGUGGACUCGGCGGUCACCUUGGAAAAGGUGGUGGUGCCGGUAGCGGUUUCGGCAAGGGUGGCGGUUUUGGUGGAGGAAUUGGGAAAGGUGGCGGGUUUGGUGGUGGUGCCGGUGGCGGUUUUGGAAAGGGUGGCGGGUUUGGUGGUGGAGUUGGCAAGGGUGGCGGGUUUGGUGGUGGCGCAGGUGGUGGUUUCGGCAUGGGUGGUGGUGCUGGGGGUGGGUAUGGGAAAGGUGGGGGACUCGGGGGAGGACUAGGAGGAGGAGGGGGUGGUGGAUUUGGUGGUGGCGGAGGGUUUGGAGGAGGAGGUGGCGGCGGGUUUGGCAGUGGUGGUCACCGAGUGAAGCAUUAG
Musa acuminata AAA Group (dessert banana) is the source of this 1026-nucleotide messenger RNA. Its product is annotated as glycine-rich cell wall structural protein-like. Bases 1 to 1026 code for a protein of 341 amino acids. The transcript has a single exon. The record is from RefSeq and is a predicted model, not a curated record. Lineage: Eukaryota; Viridiplantae; Streptophyta; Magnoliopsida; Zingiberales; Musaceae.